Molecule: messenger RNA, 1904 nt
Organism: Fusarium verticillioides 7600
Lineage: Eukaryota; Fungi; Ascomycota; Sordariomycetes; Hypocreales; Nectriaceae
Exons: 4
Coding region: 40-1800 (586 amino acids)
Biological process (GO): transmembrane transport
Cellular component (GO): membrane
Molecular function (GO): transmembrane transporter activity
Source: RefSeq, a predicted model, not a curated record
CAUUCUUGCUCCUUCGAGUGAGUAAAAAGGGUUGAGAUAAUGGCUGACCAUUCCAGUGACAAGAGACCAGACUUUGUCAUCGACUCGGCUCCCCAAAAUACUGCUCUAACCUCUUCAGGGCAGGAAAAGAUUGUCCCUGAAGAUGUGAUCGAUAACGAAAAGUCCGACAAUCGGCCUGAAGAGAAUGUUUCUUCCAAUGAUGACGGGAGCGGUGAUGCAGAAUCGGUAGAUUCGAAGGACGAGCUGAGAUUAUCCAGGGCCCGUUGUAUAGCUCUCGUCUGCACUGUCACAGGAGCUUCUUUUCUCAACACUCUUGCUAGCCAGAGCGUCGUUAUCAUCCUUCCUCAGAUUGGCCGGGCCCUCGAUGUUCCUGACACGAGACUUCAAUGGGUAGUAUCGUCCUACGUAUUGACAUUUGGCUGCUUCCUGUUACUCUGGGGUCGAAUCGCAGAUAUCUACGGAAAGAGACUGAUUUUUAUCCUGGGAUCUUUUUGGGUUACAAUCUGCUGUGUUGUCAAUGCUUUCAUACCUACUGAGAUCGCAUUCGAUCUAUUCCGUGGCCUUCACGGGCUGGGCGCUGCUGCUAAUGUCCCCACGGCGAUUGGUAUCCUCGGGACUACGUUUCCUCCGGGGAAGGCAAAGAACUACGCUUUCAGUGCGUACGCUGCCGGAGCCCCCCUCGGUAGCGUCUGCGGUAACCUCGUCUCCGGUCUCAUCGCGGAAUGGGCCAGUUGGAAAUGGGUCUUUGGUGCCCUAGCCAUCAUGGCCGGCAUGAUCGCCGUUGCCGGUGUCUUCUGCAUCCCGUCCCCGCCCCCGCCCCCGCCCCCGGAACUCCGACCCGAGCAUGACAACCUCCGGUCCAAGACGGCGGCCGUGGACUGGAUUGGCGCUACUCUCAUCACCUGCGGACUCCUUGCACUUAUGUUUGCUUUGACCGAGGGAAACGUUGUUGGCUGGACUGCACCCUGGAUCCCUGUGCUCAUCGUUGUUUCGUUUGGGGUCAUCGUUGCAUUCUUCUUUUGGCAGCGAUAUCUUGAGCAGAAGACGGAUCGACCGCCGCUCGUCAAGGUAUCAGUCUUCAAUAACUGGCGAUUCACAGCUGUCAUGAUCAUCAUGGGCUUUUUCUUUGGUGGCUUCAACAACUAUCUCAUUUACGCAACGUACUACUUCCAGGAUUACCAAGGUCUCUCACCACUACAGACAAUGUUGCGGUUCAUCCCUACUGGUAUAAGCGGGUUCAUUGUUGCCUUUUUCACGGCGUACUUCCUUUCACGGGUUCCGACGUUCUUUAUCCUGGCGUUUGGACAUGUGGCUGUUUGCAUUGCUGCUGUUUUAUACGCCGUGCCAAUUCCCCCGACGACCUCAUACUUCGCAUGGGGAUUCUGGGCUAUGAUCCUCUCUGUUGUUGGAGCCGACACGGCUUGGCCUUGCCUCACGCUCUUUACUUCACAUUCUCUUCCGAAAGAGGACCAAGCUGUUGGCGGAGCACUCAUCAACUCUUCUGGUAUGAUCGGUCGUGCCAUUUCAUUGGCUAUUGCCACCUCGAUACAGUCAUCUGUCAUGGCCAAAGAAAGAGGCGUAAGUGUUCAACAUGUUGGGCCAGUCAAGGAAUGGGAUGCACCGUCUCUAAAGGGUCUUCGUGCCGGAGCUUGGACAAACUUUGGCAUCCUUGUCAUUGCACUCGCACUCGUUGUGUACACUUUUAGGAGUAUGGAAAUCAUUGGAAAGAUUCCAGAUCGUCCGGAAAGAUCUGAGGGUGUGGUUAACCAGGAGGAUACAGACGUUGAGAGACGAGGAUAAUGAGGCUCCAACGUGACAAACUAAGUCAAAAAGAGGUAGUUAUGCGUAUCCAACAAGCACAGUAAGAACAAAUAUCUGGCAUUUCUAUUUGUUCCUGAUUUGGU